This is a messenger RNA of Xiphophorus maculatus (southern platyfish), 2411 nucleotides long. RefSeq lists its product as uncharacterized. The transcript is spliced from 5 exons. Gene Ontology annotation, molecular function: GTP binding. The coding region runs from base 36 to 2411 and encodes 791 amino acids. Lineage: Eukaryota; Metazoa; Chordata; Actinopteri; Cyprinodontiformes; Poeciliidae. The record is from RefSeq and is a predicted model, not a curated record.
CUGGAGUGUCAACACUGCUCUCUCUCUGACUGAUCAUGGACAGCCACCAGUUCAGCCCAAACAGCACUUUCAGCUAUGGAACAAACAUUACAAACAACAAUGAGUUGAGAAUCGUGAUGGUGGGGAAGACUGGGAUUGGGAAGAGCGCUUCUGGAAACACCAUUCUGGGUCGACCGUGCUUUCAGUCCAAAUGCAGCCCCAAAUCCAUGACUGUAAACUGCUCCAAAGUCUCCAGUGAUGUGGGUGGACAGCAGGUUGUUGUCAUUGAUACUCCAGGUCUGUUUGACACCAGAUUUGAGGGACAUAAAACAAUCAAAGAUCUGAGUCAGUGCGUCUGUUACGCUUCUCCUGGACCCCACAUCUUCCUGGUGGUCGUACCAAUCGGCAGAUUCACAGCAGAAGAAUUACAAUCAGUGCAAAUGAUUCAAAAAAUCUUUGGAGAGGCAGCAGACAGAUACAGCAUGGUUCUGUUUUCCCGUGGAGACGACCUUGAAGGCACCAUUGAAGAUUAUUUGUCUGAAAGCCCAGAGCUGCAGGAUCUGGUGUCCAGAUGUAAUAACCAGUAUCAUGUCUUCAACAACAAGCUGAAAGAUAAGAAACCUCAGGUCACUGAGCUGCUGAAGAAGAUCAGAAUCAUUGUUGACAGGAAUGGAGGAAGUCACUACACCAAUGAGAUGUUCCAAGAGGCUGAGAGGAAAAUCGAAGAGGAGAAACAACGAAUCCUGAAGGAGAAAGAAGAGAAAAUACGUAAAGAGAAAGAAGAAGUGGAGAGAAAGAUAAAAGAAAAGUAUGAGAAAGAGAUGGAGGGAAUGUAUAAGCAAAUCCAGGCUGAGAGAGAGAGAGAGAGAAAGGAGAGAGAGGAGGAGAAGAAGAGGGAGAGAGAAGAAAUGAAUGAAGAGAGGAGGAGGGAGAUGGAGGAAAUGAAGGAGGAGAAGAGGAGGGACAGAGAGGAGAUGAAUGAGGAGAGGAGGAGGGAGAUGGAAAGAAUAGAUGAGGAGAGGAGAAGGGAAACUGAGAGGAUGCAUGAGGAAAGACGGAGGGAGAAAGAGGAGAUGUAUGAGCAGAGAAGAAGGGAAAUGGAAAAGAAUGAGGCAGAGAGAAAGGAGAGAGAGAAGCAGUUUGAAGCUCUGAAGGAAAAGCAGGAGAGAGAAAUUCAAGAAGCAAAAUCCAGGCUGCAGUCCCAGCAUGAAUCUAAGGCCAGAGAAGAAGCUGAGGAAAAUAAUCCUCUCUAUUAUUUGGCUAAAGCUGGAGAACACGUGGCUAACGCUGGAAAACAAGUUAUUAAGAUCGGAAAAGAAGUUUUUAACGCUGGAUGUAGCAUUGUUAAAGCUUUUACCAAAUUGUUUGGUAAUAACUCUGCGGGGUUUUGGUCGGGUCCUGGAACUGGAACAAACUUUACAAACAACGAUGAGCUGAGGAUUGUGAUGGUGGGGAAGACUGGGACUGGGAAGAGUGCUACUGGAAACACCAUUCUGGGUCGACGGUGCUUUGAGUCCAAAUGCAGCUCGAAAUCCAUGACUGUUGACUGCUCCAAAUGCUCCAGUAAUAUUGAUGGACAGCAGGUUGCUGUCAUUGAUACUCCAGGUUUGUUCAACACCAGGUUUGGAGAAGAUAAAACAACCAAAGAUCUUGGUCAGUGCAUCUGUUACGCUUCUCCUGGACCCCACAUCUUCCUGGUGGUUGUUGCAAUCAGCAGAUUCACAGAAGAAGAAAAACAAUCAGUGCAAAAGAUUCAAGAAAUCUUUGGAGAGGCAGCAGACAGAUACAGCAUGGUUCUGUUUACCCGUGGAGACGACCUUGAUGAUUCCACCAUUGAGGAUUAUUUGUCUGAAAGCCCAGAUCUGCAGGAUCUGGUGUCCAGAUGUAACAGCCAGUAUCAUGUCUUCAACAACAAGCUGGAAGUUAAGAAACCUCAGGUCACUGAGCUGCUGAAGAAGAUCAGAACCAUUGUUGACAGGAAUGGAGGAAGUCACUACACCAAUGAGAUGUUCCAAGAGGCUGAGAGGGAAAUCGAAGAGGAGAAACAACGAAUCCUGAAGGAGAAAGAAGAGGAAAUACGUAAAGGGAAAGAAGAACUUCAGAGAAAAAUAAAAGAAAAGUAUGAUGAAGAGAUUGAGAGAAUAUUUGAACAAAUUCAGGCUGAGAGAAAGAGGGAGAAGAGGGAGAGAAAAAGGGAGAUGCAAAGGAGAGAGGCGGAGAGGGAGAGAGAGUUUUUAGCCAUGAAGGAAAAGAAGGAGAGAGAAAUUCAAGAAGCAAAAUCCAGGCUGCAGCUCCAGAAUGAAUCUAAGGCCAGAGAAGAAGCUGAGCAAAAUAAUCCUCUCUAUUAUUUGGCUAAAACUGGAGAAUUCAUGGAACUUUUGUUCAUAUUUAUUCCCACCAACUUCUGGGACCCCCAGCCUUAUAAGUCGUAA